AUGAAUGAAAUCAGCACAAUGCUGUUUUUCGUCAAAAAGAUAGUCCCUUAUCUAGAGGAUACAAGCAGUACUGCACACAAGGCCAUCUAUUUUGAUGGAUGUGAAGGGCUGGCUGCUUCGGCGGUGCUUAGAGCCAUAGCUGAACACCCUCCACCAUCUCUGUUGAAGAAAUUCGACAAGAUCAUUCACAUCGACUGCUCUAGGUGGAAAAGUAGAAGAGCACUCCAGAAGACAAUCGCACAAGAACUGAAGCUUCCUCGGCGGGUAAUGGAUAUUUUUGAUGGGCAAGAUGAAGAAGAUGAUUUCAGAGGGGUAGAUGAAACCUCCAGAGCUGAGAUUGGAGUCAUUGGGAGGGAGAUUCAUCGAGCCCUACAAGAACACAUAUGCUUAGUGGUCUUCCAUAAUGGCAGCAACAACAUGGUUGAAUUGACUAAUUUUGGCAUUCCUCCACCACAAAUGUUCGAUGUUAAGACAUUAUGGUCCUUUCGAGGGAGGCUUCGGCUCAACCCAAAACUUAGAGAGAAGGUGGAUAAUUCACAUCUUAUCCUUUACGAUGUGUGGAGCACUUAUGGGUGGAAUUAUUUGCUGAAAGAUGAGGCUAGAGAAAUUGCUGGGUACACGGAUAAUCUUGGUGAAGCGGUUGAACAGUGUUGCUUGUAUCUGCUGUCAUUAAAUUCUCAAGGAGGCAAUAUAUUGGACUACAACUGGGCCACCCAUGCUUCUAGCUACUGGGUCUGUGAUGGGAUUAUACAAGGAGGCCAUGGUGACGAAGCAUGGGAGGCUGCAGCUGCUCUGCAUCAACACAUAAAUAUAGAGGAUUAUUCGUCUAAUGCACUGCCCUCUUUUGGUCAUGAACUCAAGACUCCUCCUAAACGGUGGAUAUUUUCCAAAGAGAGCUCUGUUGUGCAUCCAGAGUCAACGUCGUUUUUCCUUGCUGCAGUCACAAGUGGAUCCGAUCCUACAUUAAGACUCUUACCCGAUGACAUGUUUCAUCAAUCGGACAAACUUCGGGUGCUCAAGUUAUGUCAUUGCACCUUCAGUUUUUCUGCACCUCCUUUUUGUUGUUGCCACAACUUAAGGUUACUUGGAUUAGAUGGCUGCAAGGAUCAGCGAGCAGAAGAAGAUGAGAAGCAAGAUAGACCAACAAUGGAAUUUUUUCAGAGCCUAUGGGUACUAGACAUAUGCCACACAGAUUGGGAGUUGGACUUGUCAGCAGACAUAAUAGAACAGAUGGCUGCAAACAUUAGGGAGGUACAUAUAAAGAAAGGAAGGAUUUGGUGCCACAGUUUUGCAUGGCGACAAUUGCAUAACCUUCACAAGCUUCGAGUAAUUGAGCCUACAAGCCCUUGGCAGACAGGCGAAAUGGAUGAACUCACAGACAUGGUUAAGUUGGAGUUCCUUGACUUGACUGGGGAUAGUACAAUUCAAGUUUUGCCAAGUAUGUCAGGGGCAACUAGUCUCAAGAUUUUAGUUCUUGAUGGUUGUGUUGGAUUGGAACAUGUUGGCCCUGAAGGACUGCCACCCUCACUUGAAUCCUUCAGCUUGGAUGCACGUGCCAGAGAGGGUCAUAAAAAGGAGGCCAAAAUCACCCGUAUCUCGUUGGCUGGUUGCGCAAGAUUGUUGAACUUCAGAUUGUGUGGUUCACUUCCAAAUCUUGAGGACAUAGAUCUAUCAUGCACAUUGGUAAAAACACUAGACCUGGAAGAUCAGGUGGUGCAGGCUCGAAGACUCCAAAAAAUUAUUCUAUUGGGAUGUAUGCAGCUCCUUUCCAUUCUAUGGCCAGAAAAUGGGAUGCCAAAAGAUACAGUUUUAAGUAUUGAUUCUUCAGUCUGCCAUGUCCAAGUAGAACCUCAUCAAGCAUAUGCUACUAUAGUGGACAUAAGGUUUCUUCAGACCUUGGUAUUAGAGAGUAAUGUUGACUUCUGUUGGAAGAGUGCAAGUUUCCAUUUGAAGCUAUGUGUCCCAGCUUGUAGCAACAAAGUUGAGGGGCAAAGAAACAAGGAGAAUACUGCCACUGGUAGUAUUGGGCAGAUAAUGGGUCCUCCUCGACCAAAGUCAAUAAUACCCGGUGCUUACAUCACGUACAUGGAUGUCGCUGCUGACAACAUGAUUGUUGAUGAUGGCUAUAAUAGUGCACUGCAGUUUCAGCCGUUGGGCUCCCAUGUGGAGAUUGGUGAUGGAAUUAGUUUCACUAGAAUGGAGAGCACACGAGCAAUGAAGGCUACCAUCUUUGUGAUGAACAAGGCGGAGUCGUUGCAUGCGCACAACAAUUCUUUCAUUAAUACUGUCAUCCCUGAACAUAUGAUGUCCAUAGAAAGUAAUGUACUUACAUGGAAAAAUCUGAAAUCUUGUCACGUGGUGAGAUGCCCAAAGAUGCAUACGGUCUUCAAUAUUGAUCGGGGGUAUUACUACUUUGAAGAACUGGUGAACUUUUUGGCAGCAGAUCUCCUGAUGACCCAUUGCAUUUGGAGCAAAGAAAUCACGCAUGAUUUUCAAGACAGUCGUUCCUUUGCGAAACUGCAGAGCAUACACCUGUUCUCCUGCCCGAGGCUCACAUUUGUCCUCCAGUGGUACAGGUUAUACAUCUUGAGUAGCUUGGAGACCCUCCACAUCACCUUCUGUGGUGAUCUAAGGCAGGUGUUCCCCGUGGAGCCAGAGAUACUAACAAGAAUUACUACAAGCCACCAUGAAGGUCUACUGGUAUUCCCAAACCUGAAGCAUGUCUACUUGCAUCAGCUCUUCAAGCUGCAACAUAUAUGUGAAGCCAAGAUGUUUGCUCCCAAGAUGGAGACCAUCAGGGUCAGGGGAUGCUGGGGUUUGAGGCGGCUCCCGGCUGUCGGCCGAGACAGCCGUCCAGUUGUGGACUGCGAGAAGGACUGGUGGGAAAAGCUGGAGUGGGACGGGCUAGAGGCUGGCCAUGACCCUUCGCUCUUUGAGCCACGUCACUCGGCGUACUACAAGAAGCCCCUGCCUAGAGGAUCAGUUCUCUGGUGA
This is a messenger RNA of Triticum turgidum subsp. durum (durum wheat), 2994 nucleotides long. Lineage: Eukaryota; Viridiplantae; Streptophyta; Magnoliopsida; Poales; Poaceae. The record is from the annotation of a GenBank genome assembly.